AUGGCGGCACCGAGGAGUAUUGCGGUGGUUGAGAGUGGUGGGUUGACUGUGAGUAGCGGAGGCAACAGGAUGGGAAUGAGGGAUGAAGAGAAGGCGAAAGAGGAUGAUUCUCCUUCCAGCAAGAAAUCCAAGUUCGAGAGGUUCCCCUUUUCCAGAUGGGAAUUCGCUACUGCUAUUUCCGUUUUCUUCGUCUUCUCUACUGGUUUGUUCUGCAUCUACUGGACCAUGCCUGCUGCUGAGUACGGCAAGCUCAAAAUCCCUCGCACUGUCUCGGAUCUCCGCUUGCUCAAAGAACAUCUUGGAACAUAUGCGAAGGAUCAUCCUGCACAGUUCAUCCUCGGCUACUGUUCGACUUACAUCUUCAUGCAGACCUUCAUGAUUCCAGGAACAAUUUUCAUGUCAUUGCUAGCUGGAGCUCUAUUUGGUGUUAUCAGGGGCCUUUUCUUGGUUGUUUUCAAUGCAACAGCCGGAGCAUCUUCUUGCUUCUUCUUGUCUAAGCUGAUUGGCCGACCUCUCGUUAGUUGGUUGUGGCCUGAAAAGUUGAGAUUUUUUCAGGGAGAGAUAGCGAAACGUCGGGAAAAGCUACUGAAUUACAUGCUCUUCUUGAGGAUAACUCCCACAUUGCCUAACCUAUUCAUCAAUUUGGCAUCUCCUAUCGUUGACAUACCGUUUCAUAUUUUCUUUUUGGCUACUUUGAUUGGUCUCAUUCCGGCAUCCUAUAUUACUGUGAGGGCUGGGCUUGCCCUUGGGGAUCUGAAGUCGGUGAAAGAUCUAUACGAUUUCAAAACAUUAUCCAUGCUCUUCAUCAUCGGCUCCAUCAUUAUCUUUCCUACUCUCUUGAAGAGAAAACGGAUUUACGAAUAA
This is a messenger RNA of Linum trigynum, 864 nucleotides long. Lineage: Eukaryota; Viridiplantae; Streptophyta; Magnoliopsida; Malpighiales; Linaceae. The record is from the annotation of a GenBank genome assembly.